UGGCGCGGGUUGGUUUCUUAAUUUCAGAAUUGCCCCGAAGUUUAAGUCCAGGCUGUCUAAAGAGAUUGCGAUAAAAGUUAACGUGAUCUUUCGCAUAGAAGCUUAACUUAUCUUACAAAUUGCGCUUCGAUAAAAAAAAAAGGAUUAAAGGAGAAGAGGAGGUUGAUGAAGCACGAACUCGUAGAAACUAGAUAUUCUUUUGUUUGUUCUCUACAGCACCUGCUACUUUAUUCAGUUUAUCGCGGUCACAUUUAAAUAAUGGUAAAACAUGUCGUCGGUUUUCUCGUUUGUGACAGAAUCAAACAUCCCCUCCCUUCCCUAAAUGAAAGGCUUCAAAAUUAUGUUACAAAUUUUUCAUGACCAAAUUUUUUGGACUGCGAAAUCAGAACGGAAGUCUUCUUCCGCUGUAGAUGAAUUGCCUAUGUAUUCUUUGUUUCACUGCCUUGCUGAAUCAACUUUGCGCAAAAGCGUUGAAAAGAUACGAGAAAGAAUUAGAAUUUUAACUCAGUUUUCUAUCAAGUGACAUUUUCCUGAUCGGUGAAGUAAAUUGGUGCUGCAAUAGCAAAGUGGAGGUGGCAACAGACGUUAGUACUUCAUCAGUUAACUUAACAAUGUAAAAAAUAAGGCUUUGCGUUGUUAACCUGUCGCUGUUUAAGACACGAGGUUUCCUGAUAGUUUAUCCUUUUAUUCACCUAAUCGCGGUCGAAAGUAGACUUUUCUAAGAAAAAUGCAAACAGCAUUACGUAUUAGCGUUGUGUCAGUCAAAAUACUCAUUUCAUGAGUGAAGCACUAUAUUGUUGAAAUUUGACAACUGUCGCUUCAAAAACAUGCUAACCUACGUUUUCGCCGGAGGCCCGACCAUUUGGUUCGAUUCGGCUAGUAGUUAGUUACUUUGGAAAAAAGUGACUUGUACUCAGGGGCGUGUAUUCUCUUUCCAGUCUCGAUUCCAACGCAAAAAUAUAAUUUUACAAUCGACUUCGAAUGAGAGUUAUCAAUUAUUCAAGCGCUCGCGACAGAUGUUGCUUGUUGUCUCACGUCUUGGAUACAAAACUUAUUAUUGCUUCAAACCUUUCCUCCAUUGUCUUCAUAUCUACAGCUCCAACUGUGCCAACAUAAUAUGUGAGAUAACAUGUUACUUAGUAAGGAAAGCGAUGGGUCAUCGACAGUUCAAUUUUGCCAGGAGAUGAUGAGGUUAAGCGACCACUGCGUUCAAGGUUUUAGCGACUUGUUUAUCACAAACCUCUGAGCCAGUUUGGCGCGUUUGUUGUUAAGAUCUUUUUCAGCUCAAAGUGUAAGACUACUUAUCACGCGUAGCAAAGAGAUCGUUUCGUGAUGAUCAUGGCGGCGUUCAAGAGAUGGCGCUCAAAGUACAAACGCUACAAAAACCAAAUUCCCGAACAGAUGAGGCACAGAAUCAUCCUACAUUAUGGACUAUUCAAAAUAACUUGGGAUUGGCUGAUUUUGAUUUUAGUGCUUUACACUGCUAUUGAGGUGCCGUUUGUGUCAGCUUUCAUAAUAGCGCGGGAUGAAGUUGAAAACCAUGCUGGUGGAUCCUCACUAGAUUUUUUCGAGAAGUUAAGACAGAGGUACCCUGAGGCUUAUCCACUUCUGUACACUGAUCUGAUCAUAGACUUCCUUUUCAUGAUCGACAUUGUCAUGAACUUCCGCACCACAUACGUCAAGGAAGGAGAAGUCCUCAUCACCAACCCGUGGAAGAUCGCGGUUCAUUAUUUUAAGACUUACUUUGUGGUAGAUUUUGUAGCUGCCAUCCCUUGGGACUUGCUGGCCAGCCUUAACUCUGGGACAGAGGAGAACACUAUGUUGUUUAGUCUUCUUAAAACAGCUCGACUAUUACGGCUGUUUCGUGCCGCGCGGAAGCUGGAUCGAAACUAUGAGUACAUGACGUCGUUAUUGUUCUUGAUGAUCAUGUUUUUUAUGCUGGUUGCUCAUUGGUUAGCCUGCAUUUGGUAUGCAAUCGGGCAACAAGAGGCAGUGACGUACGACGGCUUGUCCUGGCUAAGUGUUCUGGGUUAUCAGAUGGAGAAACCGAUCGAGGAUGGAGAUCCGACCAGCGGUCCCUCUCUUCGAUCCAGAUAUCUGACGUCGCUUUAUUACGUCAUGACUCUGUGUACAACUGUGGGUUUUGGUAAUGUGGCAGCAAAUACAGAUGGAGAGAGGAUUUUCUCGAUAUGCUGUAUGCUUAUGGGUGCUGUGAUGCACGCUGCUAUAUUUGGAAAUGUGACGGCCAUCAUUCACGGCCAGUACUCAAGUAACUUUCGAUAUCGCAAGGAGUCUCUACAGAUCAACGAAUUCAUUCGCUAUUUUAAGAUUAAAAAUCCGCUGGCUAGAAGGCUCAGGGAUUAUUCGCGCCACACUUGGUCUCAAACCAAAGGAACAGACAUGGCAAGGGUCCUUCAAAAGUUUCCGGAUGGUCUUCAAUACGAAGUUCACCUUCACAUGCACCUUACUGUUCUGUCUCACUCAUUUCUCUUCCAAAAUUUCGAAGAUGGCUGCUUGAGAGCGCUUUCGAAGAAGAUGCACCGACAUCAUCACCUUCCUGGCCACCAAAUUCUACACGAGGGUGAUGAUGUCGAUUCUGUGCAUCUUGUCAGGCGGGGGAAAAUCGACAUCAUGAUGUACAGCGAAACACGUGGAAGAAUGCGGGAAGGAGAUGCAUACGGUGCCAGUUUAAGGCAAAUUUCUUCUCGUCCACGGGCUGUAGUGACCUUACGAGCGUCAACAUGCGUGGACUGUCAUGUGAUAAAGCUCAAAGAUCUGGCAGACAUAUUGAGGUCAUAUCCUAACCUACGCUCUCAGCUACUGAGAAUGAUGGACGCUGCUGAUCAAAAUGAUCUGUAUGAUGAGGGCGUUGCAAAUGAAAAUGGUAAUGGAGGCGUUUACGAAGCUGGAAAGAAUGGGUCAGGGUUGAGGAAAUCAUCUUGUAAGCACAAGAAAAACUCAUUGAUGGUGGAUCACGAAUUUGAAAUGAAACCAAUGCUAGGCGUUCGAAGCAGUAAGUUGCUAGAAAAAAAACCUCCUCACAGUUCGGAAGAGCGGCUCGGCAAUGGAGACUUAAACAAGUACAAGAGUAUUUCUAUAGAAGAUAACACCUCCAAUGAAACAAUUGGGCGUUUUAUCAACGUAACGCAGUUAGUUAACAUCGAAAUGGAAUCGCCUGAUGAUGUAAAUGAAAAUGUUAGAACUAGUGAAGAAGAUGAGGAGGAGGAUGAAAUUAUCAAGAAGGAUUUUACAGAGGAAGCUCCACAGCAUAAAAUAAGUUUAGCGAAGUCGACCUGCUCUGACUGUAAAACUGAGUUUAGGCCUUCGAGAAAAGCGAACUUUGAGGAACGUUUCGAGGAAAUGGCUACUAAUAUGCAGAGACUAGAAAGCAGAGUGGAGGCUCUGAUAUCUCUUUUAGAGAGAACUGGAAAUAGUAAUGCGCCGCCAGGAGGUUCUAAAGAGGAAACGAAAGGUAAUUUUUCUGUGACGUCUGUCUGAUUUUGGAUUUGUUAGAAUCUCGCGACUUCACGAAGUCAAAACGUUUUCCUUCGCCUUUGGAAUCGAGUGCUGAAUCAUUUGUCCAAUGGCAAGCUAAGAGAAGAAACUGUUCUUCCCCUACAGAGAAUAUUGAUGGAAUUACACAGGCAUAUAGAAAUUACUACGACUACUAAGGGAGCAGUAAAUUUCGGCAAACCAAAAAAACUUACACAAAGUACAAGGUAGUUUCUGUACUUUAAGUAUGUUCCAAAAUAAUGCACUUUUUGUGAUGCAGGUAAAAGUAACUUCAAUAGACAAUUGUUUCAUGCGAAAAGUCCAGAAGCAAAGUAACACGUAGGCAAUAUUAGCGUACAUGCAAACUUUGAAAUUCUGAUACGUUUUGUACUGCCUUGAAUAGUUUUAGAGAUCCUUUCGACUCCAGGACAAACACGAAAACACGCUCGAGGUCUUAAUACAAACUUUUAGGGAAAUAAUUGAAAAAAAAUAUUCUAUGUCGAGCUUCAUUGCGCUCAGUAAGCAGUUUCGGUAUCUUGCAUUCGCCUCGAUGCUAUUUUCGCGGAAUUCGUCCAAUGAUGUUGACGACCAUUCCCGCUAAAACUGUUAACACAAGUUCGUACACACUCACUGUUCCACUUGUGGAAAAUCUGUGAACUCACGGUCAUUCUCAUCUUAGAAUCUAAUGCUUUCUGUGCCCUUUGAUAGUUUUCUAUAAAAGGAAAGCAGUAAUCAAUGUUGAAUCAAUAAUGGCACAGCAACAAAUGACCUGCAGGCCUAUUGUUUACCAAAGGGUUCUGUCAAGUGCAAUGCGGAAAAUUUUUACCAAAAAAUUAUCAUUUCAAUCAGCAAUUUAAUUAACUAUUUCAAGGAACGCGUUUCUAUCCAGAAAAUUAUCUAUCCUCUUCACAUUCGUAGAAACUUUCUGAGAAUUUUUCAAGUAAUUGUCCUUUUUGUAAAAAAUGUAACCAAAGGUUUUUGUCCCGUUUGUUUUUAUGCUUGUAAUAAACAAUCAGCGGAACUGAGAACUUAAACAAAAAAACACGUAUAUGCGAACUUGGUCCAAUGAAUGGUCAAAAUAGCGCAGGUAUGUAAAGGAUUUGUCUUAAUUAAAGAAGUCCUGAGAAAAGAAUUACGAUGUAAUUUGAUCACUAACUGUUUCUUUGGCAAUUAUUAGUUAUUGAUUAUCAGUAAUUCAUUCAAAUUAUAACAAUAAACUAGUUUUGUAUGCACCCCGUUUUUCAAAGAAUUGUGAAAGAAACUAUUCUUUAACCUUUUUCUUCUUGCAAACGAUUGCUACCUAACAUAACGUCAUUGUUUUCUUUUAUGAUUUCUCACGAUCAAAGCUAGUUUUGACGCUCAAUUUUAAGCCGUCUUAAAAAACAAAAUGCUAAUUUGUAGAAUGUGUAAAUAAUAAUUUUGUACCAUUAGAGCAGUUUUGGAAAACCUGUUGAACAGUAUCUAUUUAUUACCAAAGUCAAGAAUUUGUAUUACAUCAGCUUAACAUAAAAGUAGUCGUUCAAUAAAGACUGAGUGGAAUA
Messenger RNA from Pocillopora damicornis (cauliflower coral), 5033 nucleotides. RefSeq names its product voltage-gated inwardly rectifying potassium channel KCNH6. The record is from RefSeq and is a predicted model, not a curated record. Gene Ontology annotation, cellular component: plasma membrane. Gene Ontology annotation, molecular function: inward rectifier potassium channel activity. Gene Ontology annotation, biological process: potassium ion transmembrane transport; regulation of membrane potential. NCBI's taxonomy places the organism in Eukaryota, Metazoa, Cnidaria, Anthozoa, Scleractinia, Pocilloporidae.